AAUCGCUCAUCAAAACAGCUUUAUCCACCUACAGGAAGUCUCAAGACUCGAUAUUUUACUACGUUCUUCUAUAUUGGGUAAUUACGAAUAUAUACUACGUGCCAACCAGCGUUCUGGAAUGGAUUUAGGCGAGGCAACAACGCGUUCUUCUGAAGCUGAUGAUGUGCUGAUAUCGAAUAUAAUCCGUACCGCAUCUUAUCAUCGAUGUGACUUUGACUUAGCGGUCAUCAGGACAAAUCCUGAGGAUCAUAGGCCGGUACGCACCUCGCUGGUUGAAGAUAUCCAUAUUACGUAUUCAUGUUUGGGAAAACUUGAAAUCUUGCCGCUUGAGAUUGUUCACCAGAUAUGCCUUCUCCUUGACAUAUGGUCUUUGUUUCGAUUUCGCCAAGUCAAUCGCCGUGCCCGACAGGCCGUCAGUGCCAUUAAUUCUUACAAAGUGGUUGUCAGCCAUGCUCUUGAGGCGCUGUGUAUCACUUUAAGGACCAAUAUCGCGACAUGGUUUCUACUCUCAGACUUAUUCGAUGUUCUAUGUACCAUGAAUUGUCACUUCUGUGGUGCCUUUGGCGGUUUUAUCUUUCUUCUGUCAUUUAGAAGGUGCUGUUUCUCCUGCAUUCGGGCAGAUGCUCUUCCUUGCGUCUUGGCUCUCUCCGAUGUUAAGCACCGCAUCAAGCGGCGUUCGGGACGCGUUUGCAGUAUGAUGCCUACAGUGAGGACUUUACCUGGGAUAUACUCAAUGGCUGAGACGGUACGAAAAAGAAGGACUGAAAUCCGCGCUCUACCUGAACGACGGGUACUACUUCCUUAUAUGGUAACCACAUCCCUACCUUAUUUCGAUCAUAAGAGAGGCGUCGUUCAGAGAGGUAUCUCCUGUAGUGGCUGCCAGGUCGCUUUGGAGAAAGCUCUGAGGUCUUCAAGGGUCGAAUCCGGAGCCUGUGCGAUGAGAGACAAAGUAUACUCACAUAACGAGUUUUUACAUCACUUAAAAGCCUGCCAAGAGGCUCAGAACCUAUGGAAGUCGCGCAGAAGGGGUUAUGAUAACGCUAAUUUCUCUGAGUUCAUUAGACGUGGAGGCUACUUUAAGAGAAGAGAUGUAAUCAUGUCUUUCAAUAGUAAAGAAUAUGCAUAA
Aspergillus sclerotioniger CBS 115572 is the source of this 1126-nucleotide messenger RNA. RefSeq names its product F-box protein. The transcript has 3 exons. The record is from RefSeq and is a predicted model, not a curated record. NCBI's taxonomy places the organism in Eukaryota, Fungi, Ascomycota, Eurotiomycetes, Eurotiales, Aspergillaceae. Gene Ontology annotation, molecular function: protein binding. Bases 119 to 1126 code for a protein of 335 amino acids.